AUGUCGCGGCUGAAGGGGUUAGCGGGGCGGGAUACCCGAGCGGGUUUCCGAACUGAGAGCAGAGACUGCAGUGCCUGCGUACCCCAGGGACUCUUAAAGGCGGCUAGGAAGAGCGGCCAGUUAAAUCUGUCGGGCCGCAACCUCAGCGAAGUGCCUCAGUGUGUUUGGAGAAUCAAUGUGGAUAUCCCUGAGGAAGCUAAUCAGAAUCUUUCAUUCAAUGCUUCUGAGCGAUGGUGGGAGCAGACAGAUUUGACCAAACUAAUCAUAUCAAAUAAUAAACUUCAGUCACUUACUGAUGACCUCCGACUCCUUCCUGCACUGACUGUUCUUGAUAUACAUGAUAAUCAGUUGACAUCCCUUCCUUCUGCUAUAAGAGAGUUAGAAAAUCUUCAGAAACUUAAUGUCAGCCAUAACAAGCUGAAAAUACUCCCUGAAGAAAUUACAAAUCUAAGAAAUCUGAAGGGCCUGUAUCUCCAACAUAAUGAACUCACUUGCAUACCAGAGGGGUUUGAACAACUUUCCAACUUAGAAGAUUUAGAUCUUUCAAAUAAUCGUCUUACAACUGUUCCUGCUAGUUUUUCUUCUCUGUCCAGCUUGGUGCGUCUCAAUCUUUCCAGUAAUCAACUGAAGAGUUUGCCAGCAGAGCUAAGUGGAAUGAAAAGAUUAAAGCAUUUGGAUUGUAAUUCAAAUCUCUUGGAAACUAUUCCUCCUGAAUUGGCCAGCAUGGAAUCACUAGAAUUGCUAUAUUUGCGAAGGAAUAAAUUACGUUUUCUACCAGAAUUUCCUUCUUGUAAACUAUUAAAGGAAUUACAUGUAGGAGAAAACCAGAUUGAAAAGUUAGGGGCAGAACAUCUUAAGCAUCUGAAUUCUAUCCUUGUGCUAGACCUGCGGGAUAACAAGUUAAAAUCUGUUCCAGAUGAAAUUACACUCCUGCAGUCUUUGGAAAGACUUGAUCUAAGCAACAAUGAUAUUAGUAGUCUGCCCUGUUCAUUGGGAAGACUUCAUUUGAAAUUCCUGGCACUUGAAGGAAAUCCUUUGAGAACCAUUCGAAGAGAAAUUAUAAAUAAAGGAACCCAAGAAGUCUUAAAAUACCUACGAAGCAAGAUUAAAGAUGAUGGACCUAGCCAAAAUGAUUCUGUUACUGAGACUGCCAUGACACUGCCAAGUGAAUCUAGAGUCAAUGUGCAUACCAUCCUCACAUUAAAAAUGUUAGACUAUAGUGAUAAACAGACAGCUUUGAUUCCUGAUGAAGUGUUUGAUGCGGUAAAAAGUAACAUUAUCACUUCGAUUAACUUCAGUAAGAAUCAGCUAUGUGAAAUUCCCAAAAGGAUUGUGGAACUGAAGGAAAUGGUUUCUGAUGUCAAUCUCAGUUAUAAUAAGCUUUCCUUUAUAUCCUUGGAAUUAUGUACACUUCAAAAAUUGACUUUUUUAGAUCUCAGGAAUAAUUUUUUAAAUUCUUUGCCUGAAGAAAUGGAAUCAUUGACACGGCUACAAACUAUCAACCUUUCCUUUAAUAGGUUCAAAAUACUACCUGAAGUUCUGUAUCGAAUUCCCACACUUGAAACAAUUUUGAUUAGUAAUAAUCAAGUUGGAUCUUUGGACCCUCAGAAAAUGAAGACAAUGGAAAAUCUGAUCACAUUGGACCUUCAAAAUAAUGACCUCCUACAGAUUCCACCAGAGCUUGGUAACUGUGUGAACUUAAGGACAUUGCUACUAGAUGGAAAUCCAUUCCGUGUUCCUCGAGCAGCCAUCUUAAUGAAAGGAACAGCUGCUAUUUUGGAAUAUUUGAGAGACAGAAUUCCUACUUAA
Messenger RNA from Budorcas taxicolor (takin), 1809 nucleotides. It is a transcript of the gene LRRC40, whose product is annotated as leucine rich repeat containing 40. The transcript has 15 exons. Gene Ontology annotation, molecular function: protein binding. Lineage: Eukaryota; Metazoa; Chordata; Mammalia; Artiodactyla; Bovidae. The coding region runs from base 1 to 1809 and encodes 602 amino acids. The record is from RefSeq and is a predicted model, not a curated record.